AUGUAACGUAUACUAUAGUGUUUCUAGUAAUAGAGUGCACCCGGAUGAAGAAUCUGAACGCAUCCUUAACCGGAGUUUGUGAAAUCGGCCCUUAGAAAAACAAUGUGUGGCCGACUUGUUCCUUUCGUCUGAAAACAGUUUUUAACGAACACACAUUUCUAUCGUGAAGGAUGGCACCGAGAUACGAAUUGGCUGUCGGCCUUAAUAAAGGUCACAAAACGACAAAGAUCCGAGUGGCUAAAACCAAAUCUGAGAAAGAGAAGACUGUCUGUCAUCGACCGUCCAGACUUAAAGGGAGACAAACCAAACAUGGAAAGUUUGUAAGGGACUUAAUUCGAGAAGUCACAGGACAUGCUCCAUAUGAAAAGCGAGCUAUGGAAUUACUAAAGGUCUCUAAAGACAAGCGUGCUCUGAAAUUCUUGAAGAGAAGGCUGGGCACACAUAUUCGUGCCAAGAGGAAGCGAGAGGAGCUUGGAAACAUCCUGGUACAAAUGAGAAAAGCUGCACAUCAUUAACUUUUGUUGUCAAAACUCAAAAUGCUAUGCAUUACUUAAAGAGAUCAACAUUUCAAUUUAAAAUAUAUUAAUUUAAAAUAUAUUAAUUCUUAAGAA
Odontomachus brunneus is the source of this 611-nucleotide messenger RNA. Its product is annotated as 60S ribosomal protein L36-like. The transcript has 4 exons. Bases 171 to 515 code for a protein of 114 amino acids. NCBI's taxonomy places the organism in Eukaryota, Metazoa, Arthropoda, Insecta, Hymenoptera, Formicidae. Gene Ontology annotation, biological process: cytoplasmic translation. Gene Ontology annotation, cellular component: ribosome; cytosolic large ribosomal subunit. The record is from RefSeq and is a predicted model, not a curated record. Gene Ontology annotation, molecular function: structural constituent of ribosome.